This is a messenger RNA of Musa acuminata subsp. malaccensis (wild Malaysian banana), 851 nucleotides long. RefSeq lists its product as uncharacterized. NCBI's taxonomy places the organism in Eukaryota, Viridiplantae, Streptophyta, Magnoliopsida, Zingiberales, Musaceae. Gene Ontology annotation, molecular function: zinc ion binding. The record is from RefSeq and is a predicted model, not a curated record.
CUGGGCACGGCCGAUGUCUGCUUUUACCUCCGUCCCCCACCCCCUCCAUAUUCCUCCUCCCUACCUUCUCUCUCACCUUUCGGGCCGACCGCUUCGUGCUGGUUCGCUGGGUUCCCUACGUCUCCCGCGGCAUGGCGGAGGCAACGCGAUCCUCCGAUAGCAAGGAGGAACCAAAUCAUUCGGUUGUUAGCGUACACGACCGUGACGGUUCGUCUCCACAGCCGCGCACAAAUUCCUCCGGCUCGCCCUCUUCCCCUGAAGUAGAUCCGGAGAGUGGGCUCUCGGUGAAUCCAGAACGCAAAGCUGCGAGGGAGUGCAGGAUUUGUUAUCUCGCCUUGGAGAACUCUGCUUCGGAAUCGGGCCCCCCCAUCGUAUUGGGUUGUUCUUGCAAACAUGAUUUGGCUGUCGCCCACGAGCGAUGCGCCCAAACUUGGUUUGAGGCUAAAGGAAACAGGAUCUGUGAGAUUUGUGGCUCCACUGCAAAGAAUGUGGUUGCUUCAGGUGAUGCUGCGUCCACGGAGCAGAUGAACGAGGGUGACGACCCUGCGAUGGCGCCUGCACAGCCAUCAUCAUCAUCGUCGUCAGACCGGAGCUUGUGGCGCCGGCAAUGCUUCCUGAACUUCCUACUAACUUUCCUGGUGUUUCUAUGUGCCUUCUCCUGGCUAUAUCAUUACAACCUUCCUUACUAAACUCCAGACUCCGGUCUUCUUCGUGCUUUGGGAAAACACCUGAAAAGGUUUGAUCAGAUUCGUGUUUGUGGUCGUCGAUGCUCUUUAAAUGACAGCUCUGUAGAAUAAUAAUUCUGCUUUGGAGUUUAUGUUAACUGUAAACCUGUUUCUUGCUUUCUUUUU